Molecule: messenger RNA, 8454 nt
Organism: Closterium sp. Naga37s-1
Lineage: Eukaryota; Viridiplantae; Streptophyta; Zygnematophyceae; Desmidiales; Closteriaceae
Source: the annotation of a GenBank genome assembly
AUGCCGGUGCCUAUCGGCAAUCCCGGGGACCUGCUGUACACAUGCAUUCUCAAGAACGCGUGGGGUGCGGAGGUGUCUCCGCUGCACGACGUGCCCCUAUUCUCCUCUUCCGCCAGUUUCCACUUCGUCUGCCUCUGUCCACGUGGCUCAACCUACGACAUGGCCAUUUCGUUAACCGAGCGUCUCAGCCCGUUAAAGUCCCGCCUCGUUAACAGAAACCUAUCGCGCCUGUCAGAGCCAUCUCCAUGGCACUUCGGCUUGCUGCCGCAGACGUUAGCGAACGAGGAAUUUCCAUCGGAAGUUGCCGGCUUGUCGAACGACAACCAGCCGCUCGAUGCGAUCGAAUUAGGGUUCGGCGUGCGACAGGUGGGCGACGUGUACGAGGUGCGGCCCAUCGGCGCGUUUGGGCUCGUCGACCCGCUCACCAGGGCGCUUUCGUGGAAGGUUCUGGUGGUGGCGUGGGACGACCCGCUGUUCGGGCGCGCGACGGGCCUGGACGACGUCGAGUCGCUGUUCCCGGGGGUCACGGAUCGCCUGCGCGCAUGGCUCGCGCGCUACCGCUCGAGGCCGGGACGAGCCCCCAAGGCGCAGGCGGUGUUUGCGCAGGGCGGGCGGCCGGCGUCCCCCGACACGGUGAUGCGCGUGGUGGCGGAGGCGAACGCGUGCUGGCAGCUCUUCAAGGCUACUCGCUGGCCCGACGCGCCCUCCCCCCCCGCUGCUGCCGCUGCGCCCACCUACGACCACCAGCAGCCGCAGCAGCAGCAGUGGGAAGGGGAAGUGCGGGUGGGCGCAGGCGGAGUGGCGUCGAGUCGCAGGCGGCGCAGCAGCCGCGGUAGCAGCGUGAGCAGUGGCGCUGGGAGCGGGGGUGGGGACAGCGGAAGCGUGGUGGAGUGGGGCGGGGGAGCGCAGGUGCUGCGGAUAGAGGGGGCGUCGGAGGGCGAGAGAGAGGCGUACGCGGGAGCGGAGAGACGCGGGAUGGAGAGGGGCGCAGGACUGGACGGGUGGAGGGGCAGGGGGAGUGGCACGGCGCAAGCAGGGCCAGCUGCUGAUGCUGAUGCUUGUGCGCCUCACGGCGUUGACUCGCGCGACUUGCUUGACCGUCAGUUUGAACGGCUGAUGCAACCUGAUUUGCACCGCCCGUUUGAACAACGCCACCAUCCCUAUGAGGAAUACUCGUUUCACGAGCACUCGUUAGUGGAUCACUCGAUAGACAGCUCGCUGGAAGGAGGAGCCGUGCAGCGGCGGGCACUGGGAGGCGAAGUGGGUUGGGACAGCCCCGACAGAACCGCCGCCUGGGGCGCGCAUGACGCCCGCGCGCACGCCGCGGAAGGGAGGGGGGUCUGGGAUGGGGUGAGCGGGGGGGAGGAUGUGCGGGGCGGAGUGGAGGGGGGAGGGGCGCGGGAUUGGCGGGGGGCGCACGGGGAGGAGCGGCUGGAGGAUGGGUUGGUGGGCGGCGCGAGAGAGCUUAGCUUCGCACGGGGCUUGGCGCGUGGCGACGGGGGCUGCGACGACGGGCGACGCGGGAGUGAGUGGCGCGGGGCGGAGCGAUUUCUGGGUGGCCAGGCGGAAGCGGAGCUGGAUGGGGGGACGUUUGAGAGUGGUUCAGGUGGGUUCGGGGUGCAGAUGGCGUGGGACGAGAGGGGUGUGGGGGAGGGGGGCGCGGGGAGUGUGUACCAUUCUGAUGGGUACGCGCGCGGUUAUACCACCUCCGACGCUGAUACUAGCGCGUGGGAGGGGCGCGAGGGGGACGACGGGGACGAGGAGGAGGAAGAAGAGGAGGAGGAAGGUGAGGAGGGAGAGGAGGAAGAGGGGGAGGAUGGGAUGUCGGUGAUGGAGAGGAGUGUGGAUGGGGAGGAGGAGAGGGGAGAGAGUGGCACGGAGGAGAGUGCGGAGGGAAGUGAGGGGAGGGAGGAGGAGAGUGAGGAGGAGAGUGAGGAGGAGAGUGAGGAGGGGAGGGAGGAGGGGAGGGAGGAAGGGAGGGAGGAGAGCAAUGGGGAUGAGGGGUACAGGGAGGAGCAUGGGCAGGAGAGCGUAUGGAUGGGCCGAGCGCGAGACGGGAUCGUGGAUGAGGCUGGCAUGGGUGGCAGCAUGGGUGGCAGCAUGGGUGGCAGCAUGGGUGGCAGCAUGGGUGGCAGCAUGGGUGGCAACAUGGGUGGCAGCAUGAGUGGCAGCAUGAGUGGUGAGGAGCAGCAGCAGCAGCAGCAGCAGCAGCAGGAGCAGCAGCAGCAGCAACAGCAACUGCAGCAGCAGCAACAACAGCAACUGCAGCAGCAGCAACAACAGCAGCAGCAGCAGCAGUAUCAGCAACAGCAACAGCAACAGCAGCAGCAACAGCUGCAGCAACUGCAGCGGCAGCUGCACCAGCAGCUACAGCAACAGCAACAACAGCAGCAGCUACAGCAGCAGCAGCAGCAGCAGCAGCAGCUACAGCAGCAGCAGCUGCCUGCGUCCCUGUCUUUGCUCCGCUCUCUCUCCCUCACCAACAGCCGCCCCCCCCUCAACCACCCCCCGCACGCCCCCUGCUCCUCCGUCUCCUCCAGCCCCGCGCACACCCCCCGCGCCCACCACCCCCUCGCCGCCAGCGCCGCCAGCAGCCCCACUGCCGCGCACCCUCCGCUCCCCUCCGCGCUGCACCCGCCCUUCAGCCACGCGCCCGCCCACGCGUCUGACCGCCGCCGCUCCUUCCCGCUCCACGCGCACCGCCACUCGCUCUCCCACAUGCACCACAUGCGCCUGCCGCCACACCAGCGCCAGCAGGCGCAGCAGAGGGCGCAGGCGGGGGUGGGCGCGGAGCGGCAGAUGCACAGGCAGGGCGCAUUAGAUGAUGGCGCCAUGGCGGGCGGGGAUGGGCGCAUGGAGCAGAACGGCCAAGCAGGGGCGGAGGGCGGUGUGGCGGGCGCAGGGGGCGCAGGGGGGGCUGGGGGCGGAAGGUUGUUCCGCAAGGCCAACUCCAGCUCCCCCCGCACGCUCAACCGCCCCUCCUCCGCCUCCAGCAGCCCGGGUAACGCGCCUGCGCGCCCCUCGGGGCAGGGGGGCGCGGCGCUGGAGCGGCCACUGGCGCCACUGAGGAGAGACGCGGCGGCGCUCAUCCCGGGGCUGCUGAGGGCGCGCGGGGGGAACGCGCAGGGGCGCAUCAUGCGCUCCCAGUCGCUCUGCCAGGGCGCGUUUGGGGACGUGCUGGGCGGCCAGAGCAGCGGAUCGCCAGGGGACCCCUCUCAGUCUGCUGCGCCUGGUGGCGGUGGCGCGUUGGGUGCUGUGGCGGAUGGUGGCGCGAUGGUGCUUGAGCGGUCCAUGUCCUUCACAUCCGUGGAUGGCGCAGGGGGGGUGCCGCAGAUGCACGCGGAGCAGCAGGCGUCAGUUCCGCCACUCCCCCCUGCACCCGCCGCUACAAGCGCGGGCCCCAUACCUCUCCGCUGGCCCCCCAACGCCCACUCCCCCUCGCCCCCCUCCGCAGUGGCGCGCUCCUCCUCAUCCCCCGCGCACGUGCCUGUUCCACCCGCUGCCACGGCUGCCAUCCCCCCCCAGCAACCCCCCCCUGCGCCCCCGCAGCAGCACAUGCGGCGGUCGCGCUCCAUGUCCCAGUCCGCGUUCGGCCCGUCCCUGCCCUUCCUCUCCCUCGCCCAACCCCCCCAUGCCCUCUCUCUUGCGUCCGCGCCACCGCCGCUGCCCCCGCCAUCACAGCAGCAGCAGCAGCAGCUGGUUUCCCCGUCCCGUUUAAAACUCUCUCAGAGCUACAAUGCUGGGGAGGGCACCGUCCCUUGUUCCUCCCCUGCUCACGCACACAACCUCACCCAGCGACCCCUCUCACAGUCACGCUCGCACACCUCUAUCCCGGUACAGGCACAAUCCCAGGUCUUGAUCCCGAUACUAUCACAAUCCCUAGCCUCCAUCCCACUACAGUCACAGCGCCUCCCUCCUGCACGUUCGUCCCUCUCUCCUUCCCGUGACCUCUCCUCCCCUCGCGAGCCCUCUCUUGUCCCCCGCUCCUCCUCCUCCUCCUCCUCCGCCUCCUCUCGCCCUCUCAGGCCGCCUGUCCCCCCGCCAGCUCCCGCCCUCCCCCCUGCCUGCGCCUCCUCCCCGCCCCUGCGCCCCUCGCGCAGAAUGCAGCGCCGCCACACCCUUCCCCCGCGCGUGCUCGAUGCUACCCCUGGGGGAGGGGUGGCAGGGGGAGGAAAAGGGGGCGGGGCGGAGGGUGAGCAGCAGGGGGAGUCUGAGCGUGGGGGCGGCAGUUGGGGGGAUCGGACAGGGGGGGGAGAGGGCGAGGAGGAGGACGAGUUUGUGAGGGCGGCAGCAGCAGUGUCAGGGGUGGAGGUGCUGGUGCUGGGGAGGGCAGCGCGGGGCACAGGCAUGAGCGGUCCAGAUGCAGUGAAUGUGGACCGCCUGAGACCCGUGCAGCAGCAGCAGCAGCAACAGCAGCCGCCGCCGCCACCACCACCACCACUGCCGCCACAGCAGCAGCAGCAGGCACCGGCACAACGACAGCCACAGUCACCGGCACGGCAAGCGCAGCAGCAGCAGGGGGCACGAGGGCAGGACGCGCGGAGGCAGCAGGGCAUGGCGGGCGGGAGGGAGGCAGGAGCUAGGCCCCCGCGCAUGGUGCGGCAUGGCAGGAGCGGCAGCCUGGCAGACGUGAGCAGCAUGGCCCUGGGCGGCAUGGGCGGCAUGGGCAUGGGCAUGGGGGUGGGCAUGGAGGUGGGGGUGGGGAUGGGGAUGGGGAUGGGGACGGGGGUGGGGAUGGGGAUGGGGAUGGGGAUGGGGAUGGGGGGAGCAGCAGAGAUCAGCGGCCGGGGCAUGGGUAUGAUGGGGACAGGAGGUAGAGGCGGAAUCGGGGUAAUUGGGGGAGGAAUGGGCAACAGCAGCGCAGCAGCAGGCGGUAUGAGGCAGAGCGUUCUGUUGAAUCCACAGGCGCAGCCACAAGCAUCCUCCUCCCUGGCUCCUCGCAGCCUGGACCCCUUUCCUUCCGCGGUCGCAAGCAAUGCGGUGCAGAUGGGUGCCAGGGGUGGCGUCAUGGGUGCAGCAGGAGCAGGGGCAGCAGGGCGGGGCACAGGUGAUGGUAGGAGCGGGCAAGCAGCAGGUGUGGAAGGAGGAGGGGGAGGGGAAGGAAGAGGUGGAGGAGCGGGAGGAGCAUCAGGGGCAGCAGUAGCGGCGGCAGCAGCGGAAGGCGAGGAGGCGGGCAUGGUGUUUCAGCGCUCCAUCAGUCUGUCGGCGCGCCUCUUUGCCGACAAGGAUGCCAUGGCUGCCCCCCUCGGAGGCCCCGUGGGAACUGGCACGGGAGCAGGUGUGGGAGGGGCGGAGGGGCGGGGAGGCGCUGGGCGGGAGGGUGAGGCUGGGGGGCCGCCCAGAGCGCUGGCAGAGGGUGUGCGAUCAGAAGGAAGAGGGCCAGGGCGGUUGGGUGCGGUGCCAGGCGGUGGUGGCAGGGGGCGGGGCCGCGCGGGUGGGAGGCGGCACAUGCGGUUUGCGAGUGUGGACCUGAGCCGUGCUGCUGACGGCCUGGGCUUUCAGGUGGGCAGCCUGGUGGGGGAGGAGCCUACGAGGCAGCGCAUGGUGUGCACUGUGGCGGGCAUCCCCGCCUCUGACUCCCUCCCCUCGCCCACCUCCCACCCGCCCUCCGCCGCUCCCCGUCCUGCCCCUGCCUCCGCAUCCCACCGCCCCCUCCCUGCCACGCCCCACCCCUCUCAAACUGCCGCCUCUCCCAUGCGCCCUCGGCCCCCCUCGGGCUCGCCCCCCUCUGCGCGCCCUGCGCUCUCUCAUGUGCGCCAUCCCUCCUACAUCUGGCCCCAUGUGCACUCCGCACCUCCCGCUCCCGCAGGGAGCACGACAGAUUCUGCUGCUGCUGCUGGCCGCCGUGCUGCUGCUGCUGGUGCUGCUGCUUCAGCUGCAGCUUCCGAUGUAUCAGCUGCUGCCACUCCUCAUGCUCCGUCUGCUGCACCAGCUGCCACUGGUGCUCGCACUGGUGGCGGUGCUGCCCGUGCGGAUGGUGCUGGCAGUACUGGUGGUGCAGGGACUGCUGGCAGGGGCUCCGGUGUGGGUGACACAGCUGAGGCAGAGGGGGGAGUGUCGUCCCCACCCAGCAGCAGCGGGGGCGAGUGGGAGCACUCACCAGAUCACCUGUUCAUGCGCCACCAGACCACCCCCUGCCGCCUGCAGGGCGCUCACGAGCACGCCGACGCCCAUGCGCACGGCCUGGCACUGUCCCCCGCGGCUGCCCCUGGCAGCGCGGCAUCGCUGGUGUCAGAUGGGCCGGGGUCGGAGGCGGGCAGCUCGUGGGGCGAUGGCGAGCAGUGGGAGGCGCACCUGGCGCUGCAUGGCGGUGCGGGGCAGGGUGGCGGGGCGGACGGGCAUGCGGACGGGCAGUGGCAUGGCGGGCAGCAGCAGCAUGAGAGGCAGCUGUCCCCGCUGAAGCCGCGAGACGCAUCUCCACAGGCGAGCCUGCAGCAGGCCCUGCCUCCCCACCAGCAGGCAACGUCGGCUCUGCACACACCUCCCCGGCGCACCCCCCUGCAGCAACAGCAGCAGCAGGGACAGCAGGGGCAGGCGCAGGGGCGCACUGCCGCUCCAUCGCUCACCGCACCCUCUGCCAUCCCGCACACUCUCUCACCUGCCCGCUCGCCUGCUCAUGCAACCUCCCAUGCUCCUCACCUCACUCCCCUGCAGCGGCAGCAGCAGCAGCAGCUGCAGAAACUCCACCAGGCACAGACCGCCCCGGCAGCACAGGGGGGGUUCCGUAGCAUGAGUGUGGGCGCCGCACACUACACCUCACAAUAUACCUCCAAACUCUCUCAACCCGCCCUCCCCCCAGCCUCCCCCCAGCGCCCUAUUCCUGGCUUCUCCCCUCUGAUUGCCGCCCGCAAUUCCAUGUCUGCGCCAGCCGGGCAGAUGAAACACCGCAAGUCGGGCAGCUUCGACAAAGGCUCAGGGAAGCGGCGGGUUCCGGGCAGCUUGGGGAAGCUGAGGAUGAACAAGGAGAGGGGGUGGUGGGGUGGCGGCCCAGGGGUGGGGAGCGGUGCUGCGGCUCAUGGCAGUGGUGCUGCUGGUGGUACUGGUACAACUGCUGCUGCUGCUGCUGCUGCUGCUGCUGCUGCUGCUGCUGCUGCUGCUGCUGGUACUGCUGGUGGUGCCGGUGGUGGUGGAGGUGGUGGGAGGAGACACGGGGGAGCAGCAGGGAGUGGGGGCAAGGCGUCGGUGGCAUCAGCGCUGAUCAGCCCACGCAUCGUGGGCAAGUCCAUCUUCUCGCGCUCUGCCACCACCGCUGCCCCCUCCUCCUCCUCCACCUCCCACUCCACCGACCCUGACGCUGAUUCCCACGGGACCUCCAAGGGCAACUGGCGGCGCCUCGUGGGCAAGCGGGCAGGCAGCCCGCAGCACGGGAGGUCGCGCGGGCACGGGGGCAGUGGUAGCAGCAGCAGCGGGCAUGGAGGGGUGGUCUCACGUGCCGCGCGUGCGGUGACGGUGUUUAAAGCCGGGCACAAGGGGGGCGUGGGGCACAAGCUGGGGUUUAAGGGCAUGGGUGCGGUGAGCCUGCCGCUCAUGGGGGGAGGAGGGGGGAGCCACGGGGCGAUGCAUGACGGCAUGAGUCUGCUGACUGCAGGCGAAGAGGCUGUAGCCCUGGCGUUAGCAGCGGCGGCGGCAGCGGCAGCGGCAGCAGCGGCGGCGGAGGUGCCGUGGGUGGCGAUGGUGGUGCCGGGGGAAGAGAGCGAGGGUAUGCUGCCGUCAUCCCCGCAUGGGGGGCUGGCGUCGCCUCUGCCGUUCAAGGCGGGCAACGAGUGGGCCAUGGAGGUGCGCGCUCGCAUGCAGUGUGAUGAGACUGCCAGUGGUAACUACGAGCUCUGGGAUGAGCAGCUCUCUGCUCCUGCUGCUGCUGCUGCUGCUGGCGAGGGCGGGGAGGAGGGCGCACCAGCAGCAGGGGACUCGGCAGGAGCUGAAGCAGCAGCGGCAGGAACAGGUAAGGAGGGGGCAGCAGGGGGUGCGAGUGCGGGGGCGGCAGGCGGCACAGGAGGCGCGGAGGGUGGGGAGCGCGUGGGGCUGCAGAACAUGCUCCUGCUGGACCUCUACCCCGCCCUCUCCCCCCUCGUUCUUGGCGCCCGCAAGGCACCGCCAUACCCACCUGAUGCUGAUGCUGAUGGUGGUGGCCGUGGUGCUGAUGGUGAUGCUGAUGUUAGUGGUGUUGGUGAUGAGAUUGAAGCAGGACAGGGGAAGGGGAAGGAGGGGAGCAACGUGCAGGUGCAAGGUGGCGAGCUGGUGCAGGCAGGGGAAUUAGAUGGAGCGGCAGGUGCAGGUGGGAUUCAUGAGGAGGUUAGCAUCGCAAUGCUGGAAAGCAAUUCAGCACAGGAGAGUCAAGGCUGUGGGCAGGUGAUAUCUGGGGAAGCUGCACCUGUGCUAGCUGGUGCAGGAAUGGACCAGGAGGCAAGGGCUAGUUUGAAAGAGGUGGCUAUUUAUCAGCCUGUGCUUGUAUAG